UUUUCAACGUGCUGCUUGUGAACACACCCCUGCCAUGCUCGCUCAGCGGCAGAUUUGGAUUGGCCACACUGCUGGCUGAGGAAAAUGGGAGACGACUUGGGCGACGAGUGGUGGCAACACGAGGAUGCAUGUGAGUCAGAGGAGGAGACAGAACAAGAGAAACAGCCAACAGAAAAAACAAAGACGGAGACUAAACCAGAGAAGAGGAAGAGGAUAACAGAGAAAACAGUUAAAGCCAAGAAGAAAAAGAGUGAACAGACCGAGUGUGUAACUGCUCAAAAGAAAGAGACUGAGGAUGAAAAGUCAACUAAACCCAAAAAAAAGAGGAAGAAAAAGAAGACAAUUACAGAGGUCUUGGCCACAUCUGAACCAAAACCGGGCUGUCCGGCUGACCUGCAGAACCUGGUCACACAGUACUUCUCAGACAAGCGCUCUGUGAUCGAGCAGGAGGAGCUGAAAUUGCAGGACUCCUGUUUCCUGUCCAGUAAUGACCUGACACACAGCCUCUCCUCUUAUCUGAAACAGGUUUGUCCCAAGUGGGCAAAGAUUCAAAAGCAGCAUACAGGAAAGAGUUCGGUGGUUCUGCUUAUCGUCUGUAGCUCUGCUCUCCGAGCCAUCGAGCUCAUCAAGCAGCUGACCACGUUCAAGGGUGAAGCCAAAGCAGUAAAGCUAUUUGCGAAACACAUCAAGAUAGAGGAGCAGGUGAAGCUGUUGCAGAAAGGCGUCACCCACAUUGGAGUGGGGACUCCGGGCAGGAUCAGUGCUCUUAUUGAAAAAGAGGGUUUGAACUUGCAGGCACUGAAGUACGUGGUUCUGGACUGGAACUGGAGGGACCAGAAGCUCAGAAGGAUGGUAGACAUUCCUGAGAUCAAACUGGACUUUAUGAAGCUGCUGGAGAACGGUAUCUUGAAUGGCUGUAAAGACGACAAAGUCAAAAUUGGACUCUUUUAAGUGUAUGUUGUAAACCUGCUGAUAAUCCACAUGAAGACCUGAUAUCCCGACAACAUGCCGAGCGGCCUCAUCCUGUUUGUUUUCCCUUUGUGUCGGCGUGAAACCUCUGCUGUGCUUUUACUAUUUUCAGAGGCCGUGUCAAAUAUGUGGUGCUGUUUGUUCACUCUUGUUGUCCAACACAAUGUCUCAGUGUGAUGGAUUGAAUAAAUGGACUCAGAAUGAAA
Molecule: messenger RNA, 1175 nt
Organism: Seriola aureovittata
Lineage: Eukaryota; Metazoa; Chordata; Actinopteri; Carangiformes; Carangidae
Gene: cmss1
Product: cms1 ribosomal small subunit homolog
Exons: 10
Coding region: 85-951 (288 amino acids)
Cellular component (GO): nucleus; 90S preribosome
Source: RefSeq, a predicted model, not a curated record